AUGGUCCAGGUGCAUUGGAACUCGAAGAGGAGGGCGCACGUGGACAAGCCACCAGCAGGUAGAGGCACAGAGUGCACUGCUCGGCAACAGCAAGAAGGCCUUGGUACAGCAUCCCUACGGCCCUACUUACGCGCACGGCUAGAGCUGCCCCUCUUUGCUACCUGGUGCAGAGCUGCAGGAGGCGCUCUUCAGCCCGGGUUUCAAAGGCCGGAUCCGGAGCUGUUCAGCGAAGCACCUCUGCGACGCUCGCGCUUCAAAGCCCAGCGCGAAGCUCUCCUCGCCUCGGGCAUGCGCCUAAGCCUAGAGCCUGGACGGAGCUUGUGCUCCUGCUGGGCAGCGCAGCUUUGGCCGCAUUGGAGUCGCCAGCGCUGUGUCUACGGAGGCACGUGCCGCGGCAACGCCAAGGAGGCUUUGUGCGGCGGGCAGCUCGGGACUCGCGCCUGCCUUCAUGGAAAGCACCUCAAAAACAAGCAUCUUUGGGAGGCUCGGGUGAGAUCACCCGGCAAAGCAGAGGAAACUGCCUCAGCUCUUCAGAGAAAGAGGCGGACAGGAGACGAAGAUCGCCGUGUCAUCGUCCCAGCAGUGCAGAAAAUGGAACGCAUCGAAGAGCCAGGAGGCACAGGGCACAUUCCUCCGCAACUUUCUCGGCACCGGACGGCAGACCUCUGCAUCUCACGGUUUGAGACCGGCUUUGAGCCGUUGGAGCCCUGGAGCUGCACCUCUGCUAGAACAGAGGCACGCAGCCAUGCACCGAUGAACCAGUCUCUGAUGGGGCCCCUGGUGAUCCUUUGUUUGGGACAAAGGGAGUAUCGAGCAUGGAGGGAGAACUUUCAAAGCUUUGGCCUGAACGGCUAUGGAACAUCGGCCUCCCUGCUAGACUCGCCCGCAAGCCUGGUUUCAACAGAGCGUCUCAAAAGGCCUGCAGUGUACCGGCACUCGAAGCCCGACAAUGCAGUCGGAGCGGCAGAGUCCACUGCAGCAAAGGCAGGGCGCGCUCGCAAGCCACGGCGUUCCCAGCACCAUGCAGUGCUUAGCGGCUUAGCCGUGCUUACCGUCAUGCCAGGAGAUGCCGUCGGCAUAUCCUCGCGGGACAGAGACCACGUCACUGUCAGUAGAGCACUGGACUUACGAGAAGCUCCCGAGCAAG
Symbiodinium necroappetens is the source of this 1147-nucleotide messenger RNA. Lineage: Eukaryota; Dinophyceae; Suessiales; Symbiodiniaceae. The record is from the annotation of a GenBank genome assembly.